Cornus florida is the source of this 3531-nucleotide messenger RNA. RefSeq names its product protein EXPORTIN 1A-like. Lineage: Eukaryota; Viridiplantae; Streptophyta; Magnoliopsida; Cornales; Cornaceae. The coding region runs from base 183 to 3410 and encodes 1075 amino acids. The transcript has 32 exons. Gene Ontology annotation, biological process: protein export from nucleus; ribosomal small subunit export from nucleus; ribosomal large subunit export from nucleus. Gene Ontology annotation, cellular component: nucleus; cytoplasm. The record is from RefSeq and is a predicted model, not a curated record. Gene Ontology annotation, molecular function: nuclear export signal receptor activity; small GTPase binding.
UUACCCCCAAAAAUAAAAGGAAAUUCAAAGCGUCUGUCUGUCUCUCUCUACCUUCUGCUUCAUUUUGAAGCUAUCUUUUCUCUCUCUAUAUUGAACACUACGAACUAGGUUUUGAAGUCCGUUUUUCAGUUUUUAGAACUGCGCUUUGAUUUUUUAGGGUUUACCAGAGCUUUUGAUCCCUCAUGGCGGCGGAGAAACUCAGGGACUUGAGUCAGCCGAUCGACGUUAGCUUGCUCGACGCCACAGUCGCUGCUUUCUAUGGCACCGGAUCUAAAGAGGAGAGGACUGCGGCAGAUAAUAUCUUGAGGGAGUUGCAGAAUAAUCCGGAUAUGUGGCUUCAAGUGGUUCACAUUCUAUCAAACGCACAGAACUUGAACACUAAAUUUUUUGCCUUGCAGGUUCUGGAAGGUGUAAUCAAGUACAGGUGGAAUGCUUUGCCUGUUGAACAACGAGAUGGGAUGAAAAACUAUAUUUCUGAAGUCAUUGUUAAGCUAUCUAGUGAUGAAAUAUCUUUUCGGCGGGAAAGGCUGUAUGUCAACAAACUUAACAUUAUAUUGGUUCAGAUUUUGAAACAUGAGUGGCCUGCCAAAUGGCGAAGCUUCAUUCCUGAUCUUGUUGCAGCAGCAAAAACUAAUGAAACAAUUUGCGAGAAUUGCAUGGUCAUAUUGAAACUUCUAAGUGAAGAGGUUUUUGAUUUCUCAAGGGGCGAAAUGACUCAACAGAAGAUCAAAGAGCUUAAACAAUCAUUGAACAGUGAGUUUCAACUCAUUCAUGAAUUAUGCCUCUAUGUUCUAUCAGCGUCUCAAAGGAAUGAGCUUAUGAGGGCUACGCUAGCCACAUUACAUGCUUUUCUAUCAUGGAUUCCUCUGGGUUAUAUCUUUGAAUCUCCAUUGCUAGAAACACUCCUAAACUUUUUCCAUGUGCCGUCGUAUCGGAAUCUCACCCUCCAGUGUUUAACCGAGGUUGCAGCUCUUAAUUUUGGGGAUUUUUAUAACAUGCAGUAUGUUAAAAUGUAUAACAUAUUCAUGGUGCAACUGCAGGCAAUCCUCCCACUCAAUACAAACAUCCCCGAGGCUUAUGCUCAUGGUUCUAAUGAGGAACAGGCAUUUAUUCAGAACCUGGCUUUGUUUUUCACCUCAUUUUACAAGUCUCAUAUUCGAGUGAUAGAGUCCACACAAGAGAAUACUUCUGCACUUCUAAUGGGUCUUGAAUAUCUCAUUAACAUCUCAUAUGUUGAUGACAAUGAGGUUUUUAAGGUUUGCUUGGACUACUGGAACUCCUUAGUUUUAGAGUUGUUUGAGGCACAUAAUCUGAAUAAUGCAGCAGCAGCUGCAAACAUGUUGGGAUCGCAGAUGCCAUUGCUUUCUGGUAUGGUUGACGGUCUUGGUUCACAACAUUUGCAGCGAUGGCAUCUGUAUGCUGGUUCAAUGUCAAAGUUAAGAUCACUUAUGAUAUCUCGUAUGGCUAAGCCUGAGGAGGUUCUGAUUGUUGAAGACGAAAAUGGGAAUAUUGUUCGUGAAACUUUGAAGGACAAUGAUGUCCUUGUUCAAUAUAAGAUCAUGAGAGAAACAUUGAUCUACUUGUCACAUUUAGAUCACGAGGAUACCGAAAAACAGAUGCUGAAGAAAUUGAGUAAACAACUGAAUGGUGAGGAUUUGACAUGGAACAACCUAAACACAUUAUGCUGGGCAAUAGGAUCUAUUUCUGGAUCCAUGGUGGAGGAGCAGGAAAAUCGAUUUCUAGUGAUGGUGAUUCGUGAUUUACUAAAUUUAUGUGAAAUCACGAAGGGGAAGGACAACAAAGCUGUUAUUGCAAGUAACAUAAUGUAUGUUGUCGGACAGUAUCCUAGAUUUCUAAGGGCCCACUGGAAGUUCCUGAAGACUGUUGUAAACAAGUUGUUUGAGUUUAUGCAUGAAACACAUCCUGGGGUUCAGGAUAUGGCCUGUGACACGUUCCUAAAAAUUGUUCAAAAGUGCAAGCGUAAAUUUGUUAUAGUACAGGUCAGUGAAAAUGAACCAUUUGUAUCAGAGCUUCUAACGAGUCUCCCAACAACUAUUGCUGAUCUUGAGCCUCAUCAAAUUCAUAUAUUUUAUGAAUCAGUCGGUCAGAUGAUUCAAGCAGAAUCGAAUCCCCAGAAGAGGGAUGAAUAUUUGCAGAGGCUGAUGGAUCUACCAAAUAAGAAAUGGGCUGAAAUUAUAGGACAGGCACGCCAAAGUGUUGAUUUCUUGAAGGAUCAAGAAGUGAUCCGUACAGUGCUCAAUAUAUUGCAGGCAAAUACAAGUGUUGCGAGAUCACUUGGAACAUAUUUCUUAUCACAAAUUUCAAUGAUCUUUUUGGACAUGCUGAAUGUGUACCGAAUGUAUAGUGAGCUUGUAUCAACCAGUAUUGCAGGAGGAGGACCUUUUGCUUCUAAAUCAUCUUUUGUCAAACUUUUGCGCUCAGUGAAGAGGGAAACCCUGAAGCUCAUUGAAACAUUCUUAGACAAGGCUGAAGAUCAGCCACAAAUUGGAAAACAAUUUGUGCCCCCAAUGAUGGAUCCAGUUCUGGGUGACUAUGCUAGGAAUGUGCCUGAUGCGAGAGAAUCAGAAGUGUUGUCACUUUUUGCCACAAUAAUAAAUAAGUACAAGGCUACAAUGAUGGAGGAUGUGCCCUGCAUAUUCGAAGCUGUUUUCCAAUGUACCCUGGAGAUGAUUACGAAGAACUUUGAAGAUUACCCUGAGCAUCGCCUCAAGUUCUUUUCAUUACUUCGUGCCAUUGCUAUGCAUUGUUUUCCUGCUUUGAUAAAGUUGUCGAGUCAGCAAUUAAAGCUUGUCAUGGAUUCUAUUAUAUGGGCUUUCCGCCACACUGAACGGAACAUUGCUGAAACGGGACUAAACCUUUUGCUAGUGAUGCUGAAGAACUUUCAGGAUUCUGAGUUCUGUAAUCAAUUCUAUAGGCCUUACUUUUUGACAAUCGAGCAAGAAAUUUUUGCUGUCUUGACAGACACAUUUCAUAAACCUGGGUUCAAAUUGCAUGUCUCAGUUCUCCAGCAAUUAUUUUGUCUGGCGGAGUCUGGUUCGUUGACAGAGCCUUUGUGGGACGUGUCAACAGUUUCUUACCCAUAUCCAGACAAUGUAGAAUUCGUUCGUGAAUGCACUGUAAAACUUCUGGGUACAUCAUUUCCCAACAUGACAGCACCUGAGGUGACCCAGUUUGUGAAUGGACUCUUUCAGUUCAGAAAUGAUCUUUCCACAUUCAAGAAUCAUAUACGAGACUUUCUUGUGCAAUCAAAAGAAUUCUCUGCCCAGGAUAACAAAGAUCUCUAUGCAGAAGAAGCUGCUGCUCAGACAGAGAUGGACCAACAGCGGAUGCGUAGCAUUCCAGGGCUUAUUGCACCUAAUGAGAUACAAGAUGAGAUGUUGGACACAUAGCUGUCUAAUAUUGCUAUGACAGCUAAUUUUGUCGUUCUUAAUUCUGAAGUUCCUGCGGGUGCUUGGAAUCAAUUGCCACACAUUCUGAUGUUCUCAGAUCUGUAAUGUUUUUUUUUUUUUU